AAGGCACAUCACUUUCUCGAAACAGUACAUUGUCUGCUUUAUCGCUGUGGAUCUAAGAUAAUGGCUUAUUUCUUCCUUUCGUUUUUUUUAUUCUUUAUCUGCGACAAGGCUCUCCCUGGGCACACAUGGAAAAUGAACAAUUUGUUGAUGACUGGACCAAAGGCUUAUCUUACCUAUGCAAGUAGUGUGCAGGUGGGUGCGCAAAGCGGAAUACGUGAGUGCAAACAUCAGUUUGCUUGGGACAGGUGGAACUGCCCAGACAGCGCGCUGCAACUUUCUACUUACAAAGGAUUCAGAAGUUCAACGAGGGAGACGUCUUUUGUUCACGCAAUAAGCGCAGCAGGCGUUAUGCACACUUUAACCAGAAACUGCAGUCUUGGAGAUCUGGACGACUGCGGAUGUGACAGUUCGAGGAACGGCAAACUCGGGGGUCGUGGUUGGCUUUGGGGGGGAUGUAGCGACAAUGUGGAUUUUGGCGAGAGAAUUUCUAAAGAAUACCUGGAUGCGCUUGAGACUGGACAAGACUCUCGAGCUGCAGUUAAUCUUCAUAAUAAUGAAGCUGGACGUUUGGCUGUCAAGGCUACCAUGAAGAGGAUCUGUAGGUGCCAUGGCAUGUCAGAAAGCUGCACAAUGCAAACGUGCUGGAUGCAGCUUUCUGAUUUCCGUGAGAUUGGCAAUUACCUUAAAGUGAAGCACGGCCAGGCACAGAAACUCGAAAUGGACAAGAGACGAAUGCGCGCGGCCAACAGCGCAGACAACCGCGUGGCCAUGGCAGACACUUUCGGCUCCAUUCCCCGGUCUGAACUCAUAUAUCUGGAGGAUUCGCCGGAUUAUUGCGCCAAGAACCUAAGCAUCGGGCUUCUUGGCACGGAGGGUCGGGAGUGCGUGCAACACGGGGAAAGUCUCACGCAGUGGGAAAGGAGAAGCUGCCGUAGACUGUGCCAUGAGUGCGGUCUGCGAGUGGAGGAGAUGCGCACAGAGAUAGUGAGUAGCUGCAAUUGCAAGUUCCACUGGUGCUGCACAGUAAAGUGUGAGAACUGCUCUCAGGUCACUGUCAAACACGUUUGCGCACGGAGGCACGGACACCACGGACACCAAAGACGCAGACCUCGAGGACCAAAAUAACCCCCACCAUUCUCCCAUAUUUUUUAUUGCACUUUUUAUUAAUAGUUGCUUUUUCUAUAUAUAACUAUAUAUUAACAUAUUUUAAUAAAACUGAGAAAUUUAAAUUGAUUGUCGUCUCAUUUAAUCUUUGUGUAUCAACAAGUGAAAAUUAUUCAAUAAACUGCAUUACUUUCAA
Molecule: messenger RNA, 1300 nt
Organism: Carassius gibelio (silver crucian carp)
Lineage: Eukaryota; Metazoa; Chordata; Actinopteri; Cypriniformes; Cyprinidae
Product: protein Wnt-8a
Exons: 6
Coding region: 61-1125 (354 amino acids)
Biological process (GO): multicellular organism development; cell fate commitment; canonical Wnt signaling pathway
Cellular component (GO): extracellular region
Molecular function (GO): frizzled binding; cytokine activity
Source: RefSeq, a predicted model, not a curated record